Molecule: messenger RNA, 4356 nt
Organism: Quercus robur (English oak)
Lineage: Eukaryota; Viridiplantae; Streptophyta; Magnoliopsida; Fagales; Fagaceae
Product: diaminopimelate decarboxylase 2, chloroplastic-like
Exons: 9
Coding region: 1-1458 (485 amino acids)
Cellular component (GO): chloroplast
Molecular function (GO): diaminopimelate decarboxylase activity
Source: RefSeq, a predicted model, not a curated record
AUGGCGGCUACAGGUACACACUUCCUCUGCUACUCCCCAACCUUUACCAAAACCUCAAAUCACUCUCUCAACCAAAACCCAUUUUUCAAAAUCCCAACUUUAUCUCUCAAAACCACCCAAAAGCUGUCUCUUUCUCUUAAAGCCAUCCUCUCUCAAAACCCUGCAAAAACCCUAAACCAAAACACCUCAUUUCAGCAUUGUUUCACCAAAUCCUCAGAUGGGUAUCUUUACUGUGAAGGACUUAAGGUCCAGGAAGUCAUGGACUCUGUUGAGAAGAGGCCGUUCUAUCUCUACAGUAAGCCACAGAUAACUAGAAACUUUGAGGCCUAUAACCAGGCUUUGGAUGGACUGAGCUCAAUUAUUGGGUACGCUAUUAAGGCUAACAAUAACUCGAAGAUUCUAGAGUAUUUAAGGCAGCUUGGUUGUGGUGCUGUGCUUGUCAGUGGAAAUGAGCUGAGGCUUGCUCUCCAUGCUGAGUUUGAUCCCACUAAGUGUAUUUUUAAUGGGAAUGGAAAACUUUUGAAGGAAUUGGUCUUAGCCGCCGAAGCGGGUAUCUUUGUUAAUGUUGAUAGUGAAUUUGACUUGGAGAAUAUUGUAGCAGCUGCAAGAAUAGCUGGCAAGAAGGUUAAUGUUUUACUUCGGAUCAACCCAGACGUGGACCCUCAAGUCCAUCCUUAUGUUGCCACUGGGAACAAGAACUCCAAAUUUGGUAUUAGAAAUGAGAAGUUGCAAUGGUUCUUGGAUUCUGUAAAGGCACAUCCUAAUGAGCUAAAGCUUGUGGGAGCUCAUUGCCAUCUUGGGUCCACCAUCACCAAGGUGGACAUAUUCAGGGAUGCUGCGGUUCUUAUGGUCAACUACAUUGACGAAAUCCGAGCUCAAGGUUUUGAAGUUGAUUACUUAAAUAUUGGAGGUGGACUUGGUAUAGAUUAUUAUCACACUGGUGCUAUCCUUCCUACACCCAGAGAUUUAAUUGAUACUGUUCGAGAGCUGGUCCUUUCACGAAAUCUUAAACUCAUCAUUGAACCUGGGAGAUCAUUGAUUGCAAAUACUUGUUGCCUGGUUAGUCGUGUAACUGGGGUCAAAACUAAUGGAACAAAAAACUUUGUUGUGAUUGAUGGCAGCAUGGCUGAACUUAUCCGUCCUAGUCUUUAUGGUGCUUAUCAACACAUAGAGCUGGUUUCUCCUGCACCACCUGAUGCAGAGACCUCAACCUUUGAUGUGGUGGGCCCUGUCUGUGAGUCAGCAGAUUUCCUGGGAAAGGAUAGAGUACUUCCAACUCCAGCCAAGGGAGCUGGUCUGGUUGUUCAUGAUGCUGGUGCUUACUGUAUGAGCAUGGCGUCAACUUAUAAUCUUAGAAUGCGCCCACCAGAGUACUGGGUUGAAGAAGAUGGAUCAGUGACCAAAAUCCGGCGUGGAGAAACAUUAGAAGAUCAUAUGCAAUUCUUCGAAGGGCUUUAAUCAACAUCAUGGGUUGUGUCUGUAACUGUAGAUUAAGAUACCUGUGAUUUGCUUCCACUUAUGUAAAUCUUGAGUUUCCAAUAGGGAAAGGGCUGUGAUUGUGUCCCAAUUAAUAUGAAGAUAGUCUCUUGGAAUGUGAGGGAGCUGAACAAGAAGGAUAGGAGGCUGAUGUCAUUUGUCUGUAGGAGACAAAGAUGGAGCUUAUCGGGUUUUAUUAAAAUUCUUUGAGGUUGUCAAAAUGUUGAUUGGGUUUAUUUGAAUUCAAUAGGUGCUUCAGGUGGGAUAGGAAGGUUUUGGAGAAGUUGGAAGAUGUUGUGGGUCAAUUUUCGGUGUCUUGUAAAUUUAGGAAUGUAGAGGACAAUUUUGAAUGGGCUUUUACUAGUGUUUAUAGUCCUAUUGUGGAUAGGGAGAAAAGGCUAAUGUUGGAGGAAUUUGUGGGUUUGUAUAGUUGGUGGAAUUUGCCAUGGUGUGUAGGUGGUGACUUCAAUGUUGUUCGCUUUCCUUCUGAACAUUUGGGGGCUAAAAGCUUCGCUCAGGUUAUGCACAAUUUCUCAAAUUUCAUAUCUAUUAAUGGGUUAAUGGAUAUCCCUUUGGAGGGUGACAGUUACACUUGGUCCAAUUCUUUAUUUAGUUCUAGUAUAGAUCAAUUUCUCUUUUCUUCUGAGUGGGAGGAACACUAUCCAAAUAUUCAUAAAAAAUGGCUUAUUAGAGUUUUAUCAGACCAUAUUUCCCGAUUUCUUUAGAGGGUGGUGAUAUUCAUAAGGGCCGAUGGCCUUUUCGUUUUGAGAACAUGUGGCUUCAAGUGGAUGGUUUUGUGGAGAAGGUGAAAAUUUGGUGGGACUCUUAUAAUUUCUAUGGAACUCCAAGUUACAGGUUAGCCAAGAAGUUAAAAGCUUUAAAUGGAGAUUUUAAAAAGCGGAAUGAAUUAGAGUUUGGUAAUGUAACCAUUAAGAGAAUGAAAUUGUGGAAUGUUUUGAAUGCUCUAGAUUCUAAAGAGGAGAGGGUUUCUUUAUCAAUCAAUGAGAAGUGUGAAAAAGGAGAAUUUGCAUGGAAAUUGAGAAGACUGCAUUGUUGGAAGAGAUUAGCUGGUGACAAAAAUCGAGGGUGCUAUGUUUAAGGGAAGGGGGGACAUCAAAAUGAAUUUCUUUCACUGGAUGGCUAAUUCUAAUAGAAGAACUAACAGUAUUGGCAGUCUUAAUAUUGGAGUGUUGACAUCAGAUCAAGAAGUUAUUGAAGAUGGUAUUGUUUGAUUCUAUAAGAGUCUUUACUCGGAAGAUAAGCUCCAUCGCCCUCACCCGGAUGUGUUGAAUUUUUCCGAGAUUUCCAAGGAUAAGGCUGGCUGGUUGGAAAAGCCUUUUGAGGCAGUUGAGAUUCCUUUUGAGGAAGUUGAGAUUUUUAGGGUGGGUUAAGGAUUUUAAUGGAGAUAAAGCUCCUAGACUUGAUGGUUUCCCUAUGGCUUUUUUCUAGACUUGUUGGGUCAUUAUCAAAACCAAUCUUAUGGACAUUUUUCAAUAUAUAUAUAUUUUUUUUGAUAAUGCUCUGUUUGAAAAAAGUUUGAAUGCCACUUUCAUUUCCUUGAUUCCUAAAAUAUCCGGUGUGGUGAAGGUAAGGGGUUUCCGACCUAUCAACUUGGUUAUUAGAAAAUUGAGAAGUUUUAAUAAAGCACUGCUUGAAAAUGGUUUUGGAGAUUUGGGAAUGAGCUUCAAGCCUAGUGGAUGAGAGUGAUAAGGAUCAAGUAUGGUUGUGAAGGGGGAGGCUAGUUCUCUUGUCCUAUUACUAGUCCUCAUGGAGUGAGUUUGUGGAAGUCUAUUAGCCGUGGUUGGCCUUCUUUUACUUGUCAUAUCCAAUUUGAGAGGUUGGGAUGGGAUCUACUAUUAGAUUUUGGCAGGAUGCUUGGUGUGGGGACACCUCUUUGAGAUUGUGCUAUUCGGAAUUAUGUGCUAGAAGUCACAAUAAGGAGGCUUAUGUAGCUGAUUUGAUGAAGUUCCCAAAUGGUGUUCUCUAUUGGAAUUUGAAUUUUGUAAGAGGUUUUCAGGAUUGGUAAUUGGAGUCUUUAUCCAAUUUCUUGAAUAGUAUUUAUGGAGUUUCUUUGAGGGGAGUUAGGAUUUAUUGGAAGUCCACUAAGGGAAGAGGUUUUGCAGUUCGCUCAUACUACUAGAUCUUGACAAAAAAUAUAGAUCAGUCCUUCCCUUUGAAGAUUGUUUGGAAGCCUAAAGUUCCUCCUAGAGUUUCUAUUUUUUUUUUUUUUUUUUUUUUGGGUCUGGAUUGCCGCUUUGGGGAAUAUUUUGACAAUUGAUAAUCUUCGGAAACAGAAGAUAUGGAUUUUAGAUUGGUGUUGUAUGUGUAAAAAAAAAUUGGGGAAUCAGUAGACCAUCUUCUUAUCCAUUGUCCUCUCACUUUUAAUUUGUGGUACAUGGUGUUUAUCUUGUUUGACAUUCAAUGGGUUAUGUCGAAGACAGUGGUGGAGCUGCUAGCUUGUUGGCAAGGAAAGUUUGGGCGACAUCAGAAUAGUGCUAUUUGGAUGGUUGUCUCUCAUUCUUUGAUGUGGUGCAUUUGGUGGGAGAGGAAUACUUGACAUUUUGAGGAUUCAUAAACAGAGUUCCAGAUCUUAAAAUCUUCUUUUUUAAGACUCUUUUGAACUGGGUAACAAUGUUAAGUUUUUGUUCUUUCUUUUCAGUUCAUGGUUUUAUGGACUUCUGCACUUUAUGUGCUUGAGUUGUAUUUUGUCCUUGAUGUAUACUACUUGUAUACUCGGGUGACACUUCUCUUCUUUUUUUAAUACUUAUCAAAAAAAGAAGAAGAAGAGAUACCUGUGGUUUGCUCUUGAUGCAUGGUUGCAUUAUUUCAUGCUGGAUGUUGUGAAUUUGAAUAUUGAAUUUGCAGAUGCAUUUUUUUGUU